AUGUCGGAAUUAUCCUUUAAGAAUAAAGUUGUCGUCGUAACAGGAGCAGGUGGUGGUCUGGGUAGGGUAUAUGCUAUUGAAUAUGCAAAGAGAGGUGCUAGUGUGGUGGUAAAUGAUCUGGGCGGUAGUUUAUCUGGUUCUGGGUCAAAUGCAAGAGCCGCUGAUGUCGUCGUAGAUGAAAUUAAAAAUAAGUUUAACGGUAUCGCUGUAGCAAAUUAUGAUUCCGUUAGUGAUAAUGGUGAAAAUAUAAUUAAAACUGCAAUCGAUAAUUUUGGUAGCAUUGAUAUUUUAAUCAAUAAUGCGGGCAUCUUAAGAGAUGUUUCAUUUGCUAAGAUGUCUCCAAAGGAAUUUGGAAUUGUUAUCGAUGUUCAUUUAAAUGGUGCCUAUAAAUUGACAAAAGCUGCUUGGCCUUACAUGAAGAAACAAAAGUUUGGAAGAAUUAUUAAUACAGCUUCUCCAGCAGGUUUAUUUGGUAAUUUUGGUCAAGCAAAUUAUAGUGCAGCAAAAUUAGGUCUUGUAGGAUUUUCUGAGACUCUAGCAAAAGAAGGUUAUAAAUAUAAUAUCAUGGUCAAUUCAAUUGCUCCAUUAGCCAGAUCAAGAAUGACCGAAAACGUCUUACCUCCUCAUAUCUUGAAACAAUUAGGUCCUGAAAAAAUUGCGCCUUUAGUAUUAUAUCUCACUCAUGAUUCUACAAAAGUUACAAACUCAAUUUUUGAAUUAGCUGCUGGCUUUUAUGGUCGAAUUAGAUGGGAAAGAUCUUCUGGACAAAUUUUUAAUCCAAAUGAAAAAUAUUUCACUCCAGAAGCAAUAUUAAAUAAAUGGAGUCAAAUCACCGAUUUUCAAGAUAAAACUUUUAAUAAAACUCAACAUCCUUAUCAAUUAUCAGAUUAUAAUGAUUUAACAACAAAAGCUAAAAGAUUGCCUUUUGAAAAUGACCAAGGGUCCAUUAAGGUUGAUUCUUUGAAAGAUAAAGUCGUGAUAAUAACAGGUGCAGGUGGUGGUUUAGGUAAAUCUCAUGCAAUUUGGUUUGCCAAGUAUGGUGCAAAGAUUGUAAUAAAUGAUAUAAAAGAUCCUGCUAGUGUGGUGGAGGAAAUUAAUCAACGCUACGGCUCCAAAACAGCAAUAGCUGAUACUCAUAAUAUUAUCACCGAAUCACAACAAAUAAUUGAAAAUACUAUUAAAGAAUUUGGGCGUGUUGAUGUGCUCAUAAAUAAUGCUGGUAUCUUACGUGAUAAAUCGUUUUUAAAAAUGACUGAUGAAGAAUGGUAUUCUGUACUACAGGUUCAUUUAUUUGCAACUUUUGCAAUGUGCAAAGCUGUCUGGCCAGUCUUCUUAAAACAGAAUUCAGGUUAUAUUAUUAAUACAACCUCAACAUCAGGUAUUUAUGGUAAUUUUGGACAAGCAAAUUAUGCUGCUGCUAAAGCUGCAAUCUUAGGAUUUUCAAGAACCUUAGCAAUCGAAGGUCAAAAGAAAAAUAUCAAAGUCAACGUCAUUGCACCUCAUGCCGAAACUGCAAUGACAAAGACAAUUUUCAGUGAAAGAGAGUUAAGAAAUCAUUUUGAUGCUUCUCAAGUAUCUCCAUUUGUUGUUUUGUUAGCAUCUGAGGAAUUACAAAAAGUUGUUGGUAAGAAAGGUGUAAAUGGCCAAUUGUUUGAAGUUGGAGGUGGUUGGUGUGGUCAAACUAGAUGGCAAAGAUCACCAGGAUAUGUCUCUUUAGAUCCUCAUAUUACUCCUGAAAUAAUUAAAGAACACUGGAAUCAAGUUACUAGUUUCCCCAAAACUAAGUCAAUCAAUCCAAGUUCUACACAAGAAUCUUCCAUGGCUAUCCUACAAUCUGUUCAAAAAGCGGUGGCUGAAAUGUCAUUAGGUGGUGGUGAUAGUGGUGAUUCUGGAAGUAAUACCAAUCCAAACGAUCGUAUUUUCAGUUAUUCUUCAAGAGAUUGUAUACUUUAUAAUCUUGGCGUCGGUGCUACAAGUAAAGAACUUCAAUACGUUUAUGAAAAUGAUGAUAAAUUCCAGGUAUUGCCAACGUUUGCUGUUAUCCCUGGUAUGAAUGCAUUAGCUUCAAUUUCAAUGGACGAAUUGGUUGAUAACUUCAACUUUGCUAUGCUAUUACAUGGUGAACAAUAUUUCAAAUUAAAUCAAUUUCCAAUACCUACUAAGGGUAAAUUAAAGACUUCAGGUGAACCUUUGCAAGUAUUAGAUAAAGGCGGUAAGGCAGCCGUUGUUGUGGGGAAAUUUCAAACUAUGGAUGCAAACACAAAGAAACCAGUUUUCUAUAACGAAUCAACUGUUUUCAUUAGAGGUGCCAGUGUGCCUGGGAACAAACAAAUCAAUAAAAUUAAUGAAAGAGAGAAAUUCGCUAUUCAGUCAUUCAAAGUACCAACGGAUAGAAAACCUGAUUUUGAAGCUGAAUUUGAGACAGCAAAAGAUCAAGCUGUACUUUAUAGACUAUCUGGUGAUUAUAAUCCAUUACAUAUUGAUCCAAUGGUGGCACAAUCGGUUAAGUUUCCUAAGCCAAUAUUACAUGGACUAUGCACGCUGGGUAUAACGUCUAAAAUUUUAUUUGAAAAAUUUGGUGUGUUUGACGAAUUAAAAGUUAGAUUCACUAGUUUUGUCUUCCCGGGUGAUAUAUUGAUAAUUAGAGCUUGGAAAAUUCCAAAUACUAAGAUCAUUAUUUUCCAAACAUUCGAUAAGUGUAGGGAUGUCACUGUACUAGAUAAUGCAGCAAUUAAGCUAGUCGAUGACACUGUAAAAUCAAAAUUAUAA
Kazachstania africana CBS 2517 is the source of this 2769-nucleotide messenger RNA. It is a transcript of the gene FOX2, whose product is annotated as bifunctional hydroxyacyl-CoA dehydrogenase/enoyl-CoA hydratase FOX2. The record is from RefSeq and is a predicted model, not a curated record. Lineage: Eukaryota; Fungi; Ascomycota; Saccharomycetes; Saccharomycetales; Saccharomycetaceae. Gene Ontology annotation, molecular function: oxidoreductase activity. The coding region runs from base 1 to 2769 and encodes 922 amino acids. The transcript has a single exon.